AUGUCUUUGAAUAUUGAUAAGCAUACGAAAUAUCAUCUUAGGCAUUUAAAUUUUCUUCCUCAUCAUUAUUUGUUUGCAGAUACAAGUAGAAUGAGUAUUGUAUUUUUUUGUGUUUCUUCUCUUGAUCUUCUUGGCUCAUUGGAGACCUCUACAACAUCUGCACAAAGAAAAGAGUGGAUAGAAUGGGUGUAUUCAUUUCAAGUGUCAAACGGGUUUUGCGACUGUACUCCAGAUUUUCCGUCUUUAUAUCAUAAUUUAGCACAUAUAACAUCUACAUAUUUUGCAAUAUGUAUUCUUUUAAUUCUUAAAGACAAUAUGGAACGGCUAAAUAAAGAAAACAUUAUAAAAUAUGUUUCACGUUUACAAAAUACUGAUGGGAGUUUUUGGCCUUACAUUGAAGAUCAUCAAAAUAUAAAACUCUUUGAAAAAGCUGAUAUUAGAUUCACAUAUUGUGCAAUUGCUAUUCUUUAUAUUCUUAAAUGUAAAGAUGUAGAUAAAAUUAUACGUAUAGAUCCUCUUUUGGAAUAUAUACGCUCUUGUAAGUCAUACGAUCAUGGAUUUGCAGAAAAUCCAAAAAAUGAAUCUCAUGGUACUGGAUACACUUUUUGUGCAGUUACUUCGCUUAAUUUACUUAAAAAUAUGUUACCAGCGAUAAAUGAAAAGAUAUCUUCUAUAUGUUCAGAAAAGACUAUAAAAUGGUUAUUAAAAAGGCAAUUGUCAGAUACUGAAGAUUUUGGUGGAUUCGAAGGAAGAAUGAAUAAAUCUUCAGAUACAUGUUAUUCUUUUUGGAUUGGAGGAGCAUUAAAGUGUCUUCAAAAUGGUAUAGAAUUCGUUUCAAAAAAACAUAGUCGAGAGUUUCUUUUAAAAAGAAUUCAUAAUAUAGGAGGAUUUGAAAAAUGCAAGGGUGAAUAUCCAGAUGUAAUGCAUUCAUACUUUGGUCUUGCUGCACUUUCAAUUUUUGGUGAUGAAAAACUUCAAGAAAUUCACCCUGCACUUGGUAUUUCAAAAAAGUCCUUACAAAGUUUAAAACUACUGAAUGAAGAUUAA
This is a messenger RNA of Pneumocystis jirovecii RU7, 1047 nucleotides long. RefSeq names its product protein geranylgeranyltransferase type I subunit CDC43. The transcript has 5 exons. Bases 1 to 1047 code for a protein of 348 amino acids. Gene Ontology annotation, molecular function: CAAX-protein geranylgeranyltransferase activity. NCBI's taxonomy places the organism in Eukaryota, Fungi, Ascomycota, Pneumocystomycetes, Pneumocystales, Pneumocystaceae. Gene Ontology annotation, cellular component: CAAX-protein geranylgeranyltransferase complex. Gene Ontology annotation, biological process: protein geranylgeranylation. The record is from RefSeq and is a predicted model, not a curated record.